GGGUAUCACCGGAGCAACGGAAGAACAACCAAAUAUGUCGUCGCCGGAGCGCCGAAGCGAGGCCGUGGCUGCAAAGAAGGACGAGGUCACCGACGACGGCGGCGAAAACAACAAAGCAUCCAUCAGCAACCGAUACUUCGACAUCUAUGGACCUCAAGUGAAGCCAGAAAUUGCUUUCAAGACUCCAGAAGCUAGCUUGAAACUGAAUCUGCAGGAUAUUCAAGGACUUGUGACCUGGGUGCUUGCUGAAGGGUUCAUGCCUUCUUGGGUGUUUAUUAAGAACAAGCCUCUUAUUCCAAAAGUGGUUAUGGCUUAUGUGCCUGGCCUAGAUGCAGCUUUGUACUUAUCGAAGCCCAAGUUGUUCGCUGGUUUUAAAGAAUGCUGUGGUAAACCAAAGGCACAGUUAGCUAUUAGCUGUGUAACAGAUCGAACGCAGACAAUAGAUGCUCUUCUAACAUGCAAGUCGAAACGAAAGAGAGAUGAAGUUGAUUCAGGUGCAAAGAAACCUGCCCCAGCUUCUGAACAAGAGAGGAGUGCUUCAGGCCUUGAAAUUUUUUCUUUCUCAGAGCUUGUGAAAGGGGUGCCUUUCCCCCCGGCAUAUUAUACAUUGACAUCUGAACAACUAGAGACCAAUGGGUAUUGUCUUGACCAACCAGGCUUUCUCUCUACCCUUCCUACUCCUGGUAGCUCUCCUCUAUAUGAUAUCCUGGCACUUGACUGUGAAAUGGAAAGCUAUUUGAGUGGGAGAACUUCGGACUUCACUAGACACUCAUUAUCCUUUUAUUGGCAUUUCAAGUGUGUCACCAAAGAUGGUUUUGAGCUAACAAGAAUAACCCUGGUGGAUGUAGCAGGACAGGUAUUGUUGGAUAAAUUGGUCAAACCAGUUAAUGAUAUUGUUGAUUACAAUACAAGAUUCAGUGGAAUUACAAGUGAAAUGCUGAAUGAGGUGACCACGACUCUUAAAGAUGUUCAGGAUGAUUUUCUUAAUCUGGUUAACCAAGAAACCAUCCUCGUCGGUCAUUCCCUUGAGAACGAUUUAUUAGCUUUAAAGAUCUCUCACAAAUUGGUGAUCGAUACUGCUGUGCUAUACAAACAUCCACGAGGUGGCUCUUAUAAAACUGCCCUUCGAAUUCUUGCCAAGAAAUUCCUCUCCAGGGAGAUACAACAAUCUGGUGCUGGACAUGACAGCAUUGAAGAUGCAAGAGCUGCAUUGGAACUUGCAUUGCUAAAGAUAAAAAAUGGACCCGAUUUCGGUUCUCCAUCUUUUACGCGGAAAAAGAUCCUCUCAACGCUGGCCGAGUGUGGCAAAACCUCCUCCAUAAUCGAUGAUAUCUCCAUAGUAAAGCGCUACUCUUCCGAGUCAUCCAAUGCUUUUGCUGUAUGUUCAGAUGAUGAAGCCCUUAUGAAAGCCAAAAAGGAGGUGAAGAACGACCGGACACAUUUCAUCUGGACCCAAUUCUCGGAGUUGAAUUCAUUUUACGAAAAUCAAGCGGAGGAUGAAGAGAAAUUGAAUGGAAAGCUUGCUGAGAUGCUAUCGCUGCUUACGUGUGAGAAGAAGUCUGUCAAUAAGAAAGGCAUUCAUUGUGGGAUGACAACUGAGUUGAAGGACAUCAUAACUCGCUUGAAUGGAAGGAUUCGUGGGCUGUAUGCAGCUUUACCCACUAAUACCAUGCUCAUCAUUUGCACUGGCCAUGGAGAUACUGCAAUCGUCCGUAAACUGAGGAAGAUGUUGUUGGACCAAAGCGAGACGAAUAUGAGUAGGGAGAGCAUUCUGAAGGUCUUGGAAGAGCUUCAAGCCCAAGCAGAAGUAGCUUUGUGUUUCCUAGGCUUGAAGGACUAGCAAGUUUCUUGGCCUGUCAUGAGUUGGAUGGGUACCAUGGGAAGUUGAUGGAACUUCAAGUUUUGUUCGUAUGUAAAGUUGCCAGCCAGGCAGUGAAAACAAGUUCUAUUACCAGAUUGUUAUGUAACAUUAUAAUCAGAUGCUAUGAUAGGAAAAUUGGAAAGAAUUUUACAAUUUGAUUUUAUGAUUCUUAACUGUAUUGACUCCCAUGAAAUUAACAGUUCAACAGUUAAGCAUUUCGUCU
Molecule: messenger RNA, 2084 nt
Organism: Linum tenue
Lineage: Eukaryota; Viridiplantae; Streptophyta; Magnoliopsida; Malpighiales; Linaceae
Source: the annotation of a GenBank genome assembly